AUGGCAAACGCCAACCCAGUUGACGGAGUUUUCUCUUUUGAUGUCAUAAUCAAUAAGGCCGUCGGUCUCGUCAUCCGGGUUUACCAUCCGGCACUAGUAGAUGAAGCUCAUCUGGGCAUUGUGGAGCUUGAACGGUCCCUUAACGCCACUGAGGUUGUCCCAAUGAUCAUCUUCUAUCAUGGAGGGAGCUUUGCUCACUCCUCCUGCAACAGUGCCAUUUAUGACACUCUUUGCCUGUGGCUCAUUGGCAUCUGCGGCCCUGUAGUGGUAUCUGUUAAGUACCACCAUGCACUGGAAAACGGGUAUGAAGACGAUCAAUUAAAAGAGGGAAGGGCUUGGAUGAAGACGAUGAGAUUGAAAGAGGGAAAGGGCUUCGAUGAAGACGAUGAGAGUGAAUGA
This is a messenger RNA of Macadamia integrifolia, 399 nucleotides long. Its product is annotated as gibberellin receptor GID1A-like. The record is from RefSeq and is a predicted model, not a curated record. Gene Ontology annotation, molecular function: hydrolase activity. NCBI's taxonomy places the organism in Eukaryota, Viridiplantae, Streptophyta, Magnoliopsida, Proteales, Proteaceae. The transcript has a single exon. Bases 1 to 399 code for a protein of 132 amino acids.